Molecule: messenger RNA, 4708 nt
Organism: Manduca sexta (tobacco hornworm)
Lineage: Eukaryota; Metazoa; Arthropoda; Insecta; Lepidoptera; Sphingidae
Gene: phtf
Product: putative homeodomain transcription factor 2
Exons: 16
Coding region: 341-2950 (869 amino acids)
Cellular component (GO): endoplasmic reticulum
Source: RefSeq, a predicted model, not a curated record
ACGAAAACUGUCAAAUCCGAGUUUGACACAAAAAAAAAGUUUAUUUCGUAAAUCGAGAUGAUAAUGACCAUAACAUUUCUAUUAAUAAACAAUUAUAUUUAGUUCCCUGUUGUUGUUGCGCUGUUUUGAAUUUACAAAUAAACAAUAAGUGAAGGGAUACUCGGCACAAGUACAAUUUACAGCCUAAACAUGUAGCACAACACAAAUAACGAUCUCUUUAGUGCAAUUGGAGUUUGUUUUUAAAAGUAAUCCUAAAGACAAAGCCAGUGUAUUUAAGCUAAUCGCUGACAUGUACUUUUGAAGUGUAGUAAAAAGAAACCAUUAAAAAUUAUUUCUCAACAUGAAGCAAUUGGCAGCAUGGUACCAAAAGAAAAUAAGUUCAUACGACAAAGAGGAAUGGGAGACAAUGGUGGAACAGCUGCUAAUGCGCGGCACGUACCGCAGGCGCAUUGUGGACUUCUCCACGCAUGCGCGCUCCUACCUAAUAGAUGUCGAUUUAGUUAGAGGUUCAUCAUUUCCCAAAGCGAAGCCGACGCUGGGCAUGCGCCGCGUCGUGUGGUUCGCUCUAGUCAGACUAGUGUUCUUGCCCGCUCUGUACCAGUGGUGGGCGCAGCAAACUUCGCCGGCGUGUGCCAAAUUCCUACUUACCCUAUGGCUCAUGCAAGUCGUUAACACGACACUAUACUUUAUGGCGCCAGACAGCCUGGAUAUUGAUCCAAAUUGUUGGUUAAUUCCUCUAGGAUUGAUGCUGGUUCUGAGCGUGGUUCACUCUCAGAUCGUGAGCACUACAGAAUUGGAACUCGGUAGAGUGCGACCACGUUCCACUUAUCGUAGGAAACUACCACGAUAUUUCAGACGAUCUCGGUCGCAAUGCGACGGUGGUAGUGGAGGCGGGUCAGGUGAAAGCGGCGCUACAUCAAGUCAAAGUAAAGUGCCAUCGACCAAACCUUCCAAGUUUCGACGACGACAGUCAAGAAAUGAAAUCGUCGAAAAUGGUUUAAGAAAACGCAAGAAAGAGUUAAUUAAAGAACAUGUUUUAAGGAAUUUGGAACCUCAAGCCAAAAAUAAAUCAAUGAUUAAAGUAAAAGCGAAGGAUUCCGACGACGAAGACUACAUGGCUUGGAAGAAGCCUGAUCUAAACGCACCCAUAGUCACAUUCACUCCGCCACCCGAUGACGCUACUCCUAGUUCCUCGUUUAGAUAUAAGCCAAAUGUAUUGACGAAGAAGCAUUUAGAAUCAUUUAAUGUAAAGCAAAGUCAGCAAAUAAAUAUCGCGAGAACUAUCUUUGCUGAUGGUGACGAUGGCUUUGAAAGCCUGAACGGUUACAACUCUAAUGGAAGUGAUGCUGAAAACAAAUUAAAAAUAGAACAAAUUAGGGCGCAUAAUGAAAAAUCAGCUAAUCAACCGUCACAGCCAUGUGGAUCGCAAGAUGUUACGCAAAAUGGGAAAGAAAUUACGAUUACAGUUAGUGAUAAAGAUAUAAAUAAGGACAAAACUACUAACAUAUCCAAAGAAGAUGAUGAGAAAUCUAUUGAACCAGAUUCAGACGCAAAUCCUACUAGUAGCCCUAUUACUGGGAAAAGGAUUGGCGUUAGAUUUAGAAGCUCAUGGAUACAAGAAAACAUGCGGCAAGAGUCGACGGACGACGACUUUAAUGUUAAAAAGAAACAAAAGAAAUUAGAGAAUUACCAGUCGUCAUCGUCGGACGGGGAAUGUUCAGCGUCCGCGCCAUCCAUCGCUCUGCCUUCCCACCAUACUAUGUCUGACUGGGUUGGCCAAACUACUAACAGUGAAGAGAGCAGUUAUGGGUCCCAAUCCGAAGGUGAAAAUUCAGACGUGGGUUUCCACUAUGCGGCUGAUAGUUCGUGGGAUCCGUUCGCUAUACUCGAUCCCACUAGCGACACCGUGAAGUGCACGAUGUGGGAGCGCGGGUCGACGCUGCGCGCGGAGCUGUCGGCGGUGGACAUCAGCUGGUGCGUGGUGGCGCGCGCCGAGCGGGCCAUGGCGGCCGAGGGCGCGUGGGGCGUGUGGGCGCCGCUCGCCAUGGCCGCCGCCGUCGCGCUCUUCGCGCCCGCGCUCAGUCUGCUGCAGGUGGCCAUAGAAAAGGACUCGAGAGGGGAGGAGGAGCUGCAAGUAGUAUCGCUGUUUACGUACAUAAUACAAGUUAUGGUCAACUACAGCCGCAGUUCCCUGUUUGCCGUAGUGUAUGGCGCUUUCGGAGAUAACGUAUGGGCAAUAACGACAAACGCGGUGUCGUGCGUGCUCCGGUUCGCGCUGAGCGGGCUGGUGUUCUUCCUGCUGGCGGUGGCGGAGCGCGCCUUCAAGCAGCGCUUCCUGUACGCGAAGCUGUUCGCGCACCUCACGUCGGCGCGGCGCGCGCGCAAGUCCGAGCUGCCGCACUUCCGCCUCAACACCGUCCGCAACAUCAAGACUUGGCUCUCCACGCGCUCUUACUUAAGGCGUCGGGGUCCACAGCGUUCCGUGGAUGUCAUUGUGUCUGCUGGUUUCAUGCUUACCAUAAUACUAUUAGCAUGCGUCAGCGCACAACUACUUCGGGAUUCUGUUACGUUAGAGCGAGGAUGGCUACUCGAAGCAAUGGUAUGGAGUUGCUGCCUCGGGAUCUAUCUACUACGACUGUUGACACUUGGCAGUAAUGUGAACAGAAAGUACCGCGGCUGCCUGUCAGCCAUACUGACGGAACAGAUCAACUUACAUCUGGCUAUAGAACAGAGGCCCGAGAGCAAGGAACAACUGACCGUGGCCAACAAUGUGCUUAAAUUGGCGGCGGAUUUAUUGAAAGAAUUGGACGCGCCAUUCAAGAUAUCAGGAAUUUGCGCAAAUCAUUACUUGUACACCAUAACUAAAGUGGUCAUACUGUCAGCACUAUCAGGUGUUCUCUCGGAAAUGCUCGGAUUUAAACUGAAACUACAUAAAAUAAAAAUCAAAUAAAUAUACAGCAAAAUAUAGAUGUUUCAUCGAUUAUGUAUGAUGUCGCGGAAGCCAGAAUGGGCGAACUCAUUAUUAUAGUAUUUUUAAUGAUUUAACAAAAAUACAUGUCGAAUAGUUUUCUAAAUAAAUCAACAUAAAAAAUAAGUUUAAUAAUGAGACUAAGUUCACUCUUUCCGCAGUCUAAAGUAGAUUAUGGUGAGAUUGCGAGCUGAGGCUAAAAGUAAAAUAAUCAAAAUAAUUAUGUCUGUUACAAGAUUGUCAUCAUUAAAUUCUAGCUAAAAUGAUCUAAGCCAUUGCAUAUUCUACGAAUGUUAAGACUUGCGAUCUUAAAAUAUGACCUAUUAGCACAUAAUUUCCCAUUCGGUUAAUUAUAGAUAAUUGCAAAUAUUUUAGAAAUAGUAUAAAUAAAUUAGACGAAAACAGAAACGCAAAAAAGCCAUUAAAGUAAUUCAUAAAAAUGCCAACAUUUAUAAUGAAGACUUUGGCGAAACCUGAUUAUACAUUAGUAGAAUUAUAUUAAACUGAUUUGUGAUAUAUACGUAGGAUAGGUAGUUUCGUCUGACUUGAGCUUUUUUAUUACUACUACAGGACUAAGAUCAAAUAAGGCCUAGUAUUGAAGAAUGAAAUUCACCGAGUUUUCUUAACUUUUUUCAUUGUAAUAAAAAAUAUCGACACAUAAUAGGUACCUCUUCUUAAAAAAAUAUUAAAUUAACUACUGACAAGAAACUAGUUACAGAGCUUCUAGUAAUAUAAAUUCUUUGUUUCCGAGGAUGUGUGCGUGCGUAGGUAUUUCUUUAUUGUGGUUAAUUUGUAUUUCGUGCCAAAUGUGAACAGAUCUAUAAUUAUUAUUAUUAUAAACGUAGUCGAUUGUAGUGUCUACAACAUAGACAUUUGUAGGUACCCACAUUUCUGAAUAUAUUUAGACAUUUUUAUUAUUAUUGAAUUAAAUUACACUACUUACCUUUAUUUAAUUUAUGAAAUUCAAAUUGUAAUAUAUUUUCAUAUAGAUACCUAUUUAUAAUUGGCCUUGAACAAUUUAUACAUUCAAGAAAUAUUUUAUUUCUUAAAGGAACUAAAGUUUACCGAUGUCCAUCUGCUCCCUAGAAAUUGGGACAGUUCAUAAUAAAAUGUCCUAUGUUAAUUUGCUAUUUCUGAUCUCAUUUUUAAGUGAUAUUUAUAUUUGUGUGGUUCGCGUUAUAAUAUCGUUGUAUAAAACUGCUAAUAUUGCCUAAUCUUACAAAAAUACGAUUAAUUUGAUCGAAUAGUGUGUUUUACGAUGCGAACACAUUACUAAAUUGUAUAUCAUAGUACUCUACUAUAACCAAUUGUGAAUAUUCGAAUCACAUAUUUUCUGUGUGUGUCGCUAUUGUAAAGUAAAAGAAUUAUUUUUAAAUGCUUACGUAUAUAGGUAUUGUUUUCUUUGUUACGAAAGUAAGUAUAUUUCAAUAAAAAGAUUUGUGUGUUCUUAUUGGAUAAACAUAACAAGCGACGUCCAUUUUAACGGAUACAAUUUUGUUUUUAUUUGACAUUAUAAGAUGUUUAUUAAUGGCUGUAUAUUGCAUACAAUUUUCCGUCGAAGUUUAUUAUUAAAAGAUUUAUUAUUCUGUACGUGUAGUUUAAGUAUAUUAAAUGAAUGUUCAUGUUGCGUUGGAAUGUAUGGAAAUAGACAAAAUUUACAUAACAGUUAAUAAAUCAUAGACUAUGUUAGCAUGAAAUGCGACAUUACAGUUGAAUGUGAAAUAAACUAUUCAAGUAGAA